AUGGGCAGUCUCAGGACCAACAUCUCUGGAUCUCCCAGCUUCAUCCUAACGGGAUUCCCAGGACUGGAAGCAAUGGAACCAUGGUUGGCCAUCCCACUUCUCCUACUCUAUGUCAUCUCCAUUGUGGGCAAUGCUUUGAUUCUAGUCAUUGUCAAGGAAGAACAGAGUCUGCACCAACCUAUGUACUAUUUUCUGUCUUUGCUAUCAGUUAAUGACCUGGGAGUUUCACUGUCCACGCUGCCCACUGUCCUUGCUACUCUCUGCUUCCAUGCUCGUGAGAUUUCAUUUGCAGCUUGCCUGGCUCAGAUGUUCUUUAUCCACCUCUUUUCCUGGACAGAAUCUGGAAUACUGUUGGCCAUGAGUCUAGACCGUUACGUGGCCAUCUGCAACCCGCUCCGCUAUUCCACAGUCCUCACCAAUACCCGCAUUUUGGCCAUGGGGUUGGCCACACUGCUUCGCAGCUUCCUGCUCAUCCUGGUCUUCCCCCUACUCCUUCAGCGACUACCUUUCUGUCAUACACGAAAUGUCCUCUCUCAUGCCUACUGUCUACAUGUGGACAUGAUCAAGCUGGCGUGUGCUGACGUCACCCUCAAUAGCCACUACGGUCUAUCCAUUGUGCUCCUCACCUUCGGCCUAGACUCUGCACUCAUCUUCCUCUCCUACGUUGUGAUCCUCCGCUCUGUCCUGGCUAUCGCUUCCCGUGAAGAGAGACUCAAGACCCUCAACACCUGUGUGUCGCAUAUCUGUGCUGUGCUCAUUUUCUAUGUGCCCAUGGUGAGUGUGUCCAUUGUGCACCGCUUUGGCGGCAGUCUUCCCCACUCAGUUCAUAUCCUCAUGUCUGUCCUUUAUCUCUUUGUGCCACCAAUGCUCAACCCCAUUAUUUAUUCUAUCAAGACAAAGGAAAUACGCCGCAGACUCCUAAAGAUGCUCUUCAGGAUCAAGGUCUGA
Messenger RNA from Antechinus flavipes (yellow-footed antechinus), 948 nucleotides. RefSeq names its product olfactory receptor 51I2-like. The record is from RefSeq and is a predicted model, not a curated record. Gene Ontology annotation, biological process: G protein-coupled receptor signaling pathway. Gene Ontology annotation, cellular component: membrane. Gene Ontology annotation, molecular function: olfactory receptor activity; G protein-coupled receptor activity. The coding region runs from base 1 to 948 and encodes 315 amino acids. NCBI's taxonomy places the organism in Eukaryota, Metazoa, Chordata, Mammalia, Dasyuromorphia, Dasyuridae. The transcript has a single exon.